ACAUCAGAGCCAGGCGGACUUGGACACUUUUCUUUUCUAACCGGCAUGCACCUCGCGGUGAUCACGGGUGAUCGGUUCUGCGCAGAUUUUGGGUGUUUCUCAAACGGAAGGCUGCAUCCUACAAAGGUUGCAUAUCUCGGCUGCCACGUCAUCAAACGUCGCUGAAGGCCAUCUCAGUCGGAAGGAUCCUUGGAAGACAGCCUUCGUUUCGCGUCCUUCUUUCAGCUGAAUAUGAAGGAUGCAUGGGAUGUAUCCUCCGCGACCUUCAAUCACCCACAAUCCUUUGUACCCAUUCCAUUUCAUGAAAAUAAACUGACGAAAAACGAGUCAGUACUGAGCUUGUCUGAAUUUAUUAUGAAAUCUAAGACAAAAAUAAUGUUUUCGGACAUGAAAGGAUAGAUGUUAUCUUUUGUUUUGGUGUAAAUUACUUACUAAACGCUAAACUGCCAAUAAUUUAUGCCAGGGAGAUCGUAGAUGACGGUUUUUCAUUGUAUUGCAUUAAUAGAAAGCCAAAUAAUAUAAAGAUUUGUAAUACAAAGUUUUUUUUCUCCAAAACUAAGUUUUAGUGUUUUUGUGCCGUGACGGUAAGGGCGGGAACAUAUGUGACGUAGCCACGCGCACUUACUAGAGCGUCUCAUUCUAGCGUUUAUAUGCCGAUGAGGACGAGUCUAGCCUACAAGACUCUGAAGGACUGAACUAGGAAGGACGCAGCCUCGGUAGGAUCCAGCCUUCCGUUUGAGAAACACCCUUUGCUCAUCUCAAACAAGCCACGUCCGUUGACGAUUUUUACGUCACGCAUAACAUAGCGGACUCUAGCUGACGCGGAAAGUAUAACAGAGGCUUUUUCUGAGACAAAAAUUUCUGACUGCUACUCCAUGCAAAAUAUGCAGAGCAGCCAGGGGGGCGCGAGGACUGGGAUUGGGAACCGCUGGGCUACUGUAUGGUUGUGAGAAAGGCUCAUUAGUAAUGGACAAUGAUAUACUGUGUAUAUGCACACGAACACGCUCUUCCCGAGCGUGAGGACUUUUAUUUUGACGGAACGCAGCGCAUUCGGGGAAGUGCAUCACGGCGCUGCGCAUACGUGACUUUCAGUUUCACUCUAGUUAUUACCUGUCUCCAGCGGGAAUGAGCGGUGGGAUUCCAUGGCCGAUAGCGGCCAGAUGAUCGUCUUUAUGUUCAUUUGAGUGUUUAAGUUGUGUGCGUCCAGAGAGAAAGUGUGAAUUACACCGUUAUUCGAGCUGAUUUCCGUUUGCUAAAUAGAGAAGUUGAAAUGACGAUGCAUACAAAAUGGACGCUAUGCGAAGUGCCGCAGUAUUUGAGUUCGCAACUAAUGCAUAGUGUAAUAACUUCUAUUGUUUAAUCCAUUCAUGAUGUUCCGUAAUGUACGGUUUGUUGUAUCUACAUGUUACAGUAUAGCCUAUAGUGUUGAGGUUUGGGGGAAGCCAGUAACUCUUUAUUACUGUGUAUGUUGUUGUUGGAACGUAAACAUACGUAUCUUGUGUAGUGUGAUAAAAGAAGAAUUGUUUAUUAGAAUAUGCCUUUAUUUGUUGCAGACCACACACACACCCUCAUCCACUCAUCCAAGUGGACGCUUACACUAGCUACCGACAUAAAGAACAAGACAAUACUGCUCUGCACCGGUACUCGUGCUCACCUUCUCUAUGCAAAGGAAGAACAUUUAUUAAUGCACCUCGUUACCUCCUGGCUCCACCUGUUGCAUAUGCUUAUAUCAAUAAACAGUUGAAAUCAUCCUCUUCUCCUCUCUGGUGUCUUAACCGGUGUUAUGGAUCAACUGGGGAUCGUGUUAACUGGGGACGUGCGCAUGCACGCUAAUAGUUUUACCUGAGUUUCCAGCAGAUGUUGGACCUCCACAGAUUCGUCAAAGGGAAUUUUCAACGGAACAGAUUUUAAAGCUUUCCACAUUAUUUGUGAAUGUUUGUAUCAUUAUUGGACUCUGUUGUUCCCCUGUCGAUGUUCCAAUGUAUCUGACGCGGUUUAAGGGAAGUUUUAAUGCGCUUUCAUUUCGCGUCUCAGACCACGCCCAGAUUAAUUUGUUUAGGCUACCUUCGUUUCAACAGAUUUUUCUAAUGACAGUUGUAAAUGCAUUAAAUAAGGUGUUUAAUUUUUAUUAAACUUGUAAUUUUUAUUUUACUUUUUAUUUUACUUGUAAUCUUGUGUAGGCUACUGAUAGCAUUUAUAUUCAACGUUGCAUUUCUCUUGUUAUAUUCUUAUGCAAAAAAAAAAAAACCUCCUUGCGCAUGUCCUAGAUAAUCCCUUGUUGAUCUUUACACCACCUUCAGAACGCAUAAACCAGGAAGCAGGAUUCUUCUUUCGUACCAGAAGAGUUCUUCUCCACAAUCCUUUAUAUGAGAAAUGUGAUGUAAUUUCCAGUAAGGGAGCAUAGUGCAUCGAUGCUCCCUGGUUUUUGUGGUGGGGUUUUUCAGAGAGCAAACACUACACUGGAAGGAUUUUGCGAUUGAGACUGCUCUUAAAAUGGCUCAAACCCUGAUCAGUGCACUGAACUAUGGAGCUCACUGAGACACCCAUUAUAUCAGCUCCUAAAUCAACUGCCUGUUCAACUGUUUCAAGUGGAGACAUGCAAUGUGUGAACUGAUACUGAAAGAAAUCUAAUCUUAGUAUCUUGGAUCUGAAUGAUUUACCAGUGAACCUGAAGACUCCACAGAGGAUGAGGAAAUCAAAAGAGCUUCAUAUUAAUUACCUCAACCAUCCUUCAUAUGUUGAUGAACUGAACCUCAGCAUACACCGACUUUACUGUGGAUUGCUUUUCUUCUUUCUGAACCUACAGAGUUUGAACCUACAGAGCUUGAUGGCAUCACAAGUUGGAGAGAAACCAAUGUAUCUAAGAUCAACAAUCCACUAUUUCAUCUAAUGUGUUGCUGAAUCCAUAACGGAGCUUAUGAAGUCUGGAGAAGAAACGUUUGACUCUGCUUUCAAAAAAACCUCUUGCACUUUAUGUGAACAUGAUCAAUUUAGGGAUCAUGUUAUUCAUUGCUGCUACUUUGAACUUCAAACUGUGUUUUAGUGCAUGUGCUCGUGCUGAAUAUGAGAUACAUGGAGAAUGCUGCCCCAUGUGUGCACCAGGAAACCGUGUUUAUUGGCAUUGUACUGUAGACACAAGCACAACUUGUGUUCCAUGCCCUGCAUCAACUUACAUUGAUGAACCCAAUGGGUUGGAUAAAUGCUUUCCCUGCUCUGUGUGUGAUGCAGGACUAGGUCUAAGAAUAAAGAAAACUUGCACACGCUCUGCAGAUACUAUUUGUGAGCCAUUGGAGGGAUUCUACUGCACUGAGCGAAAGAAAGACAGCUGUAGAUUUGCUGUGAAGCACUCUGAAUGUUACCCUGGACAAUAUGUCAAACAAACAGGAACAGCAUUUACUGAUACUGUAUGUGCUAACUGCAUGGAAGGGACUUACUCUAAUGGCUCUUUCACUGCCUGUCGACCACAUUCAAAUUGUGAGAUUAAAGGCCUUAAAGAAAUAAAACCAGGAACAAUGACAUCUGAUGUGGAAUGUGGGAAGUCAGUUCCAAUUAUUAUCAUUGUUGGAGUCGUUGUCGGAGUCAUUGUUGGUGUUUUGGUGACAGCUGUUGGGAUAAAAAUAUAUUGCAAAUUGAAACAGAAGAGACAGGCUUCUGACAGAAGUAUACAUUUUUGCUCCGUUCCAAUACCAGAGAGUGAUGGUCAGUGUGAACCAACAUCACCAGACUCAGUGACCCCUCUUAUAUUCAACACUAGUAGCCCUUUACAUCAAUCAGCUGCCUGUUUUGUUUCAAGUGGAGACAUGCAAUGUGUGACCUGAUAUUGAAAGAAAUUUAAUCUUGGUUUUAAGAAAUCCAAAAGUUCUACCAAACAACCUGAAGACUCUAUAAACAGCUGAUGAGCAAAUCUAAAGGGCUUCAUGUUAAUUACCGCUUCUGUUCUGUGGUGAAUGGUAAAUGGAAGAGCUGCAUGAGAGAUCAAUCCAAUCCAAGCACGCUCUCACUGUAAAGCAGGUCUUUAUCAUCCCUACCCACUAUACCCACCCAUCAUACUUGAGAUCCACUUUCCAUUGGUUGAACUUAAAAGACUUUGGAACUCAAAGAAAGUUGGAAAACACUGUAUCAUCAUUAUAGCGAAGCGAUUGGAUCCUGUUUGUCUUGGAACUUUUGCAAAGCAGCAUGGAAUGUCAUGGGGAUCACCUCACGUUGUGUUAUGUUGUGUUUGGGUUUGUUUGAAUUGAGAACACCUGCUCUAAAUAAAUAUAUGUGAUCUACUUUG
Onychostoma macrolepis is the source of this 4276-nucleotide messenger RNA. RefSeq names its product tumor necrosis factor receptor superfamily member 14-like. Bases 2982 to 3818 code for a protein of 278 amino acids. NCBI's taxonomy places the organism in Eukaryota, Metazoa, Chordata, Actinopteri, Cypriniformes, Cyprinidae. The transcript has 9 exons. The record is from RefSeq and is a predicted model, not a curated record. Gene Ontology annotation, cellular component: membrane; external side of plasma membrane. Gene Ontology annotation, biological process: positive regulation of cytokine production involved in immune response; defense response to Gram-negative bacterium; positive regulation of peptidyl-tyrosine phosphorylation. Gene Ontology annotation, molecular function: protein binding; transmembrane signaling receptor activity.